CGCGAAGUUUCAGAAUCAAUCGUACUUCGAUUGAAAUGGCUGCGGCGGCCCCGACGGUGAGCCUGAAGCUCCUCAUAAACAAGAACGCUAAAAAGGUUGUCUUUGCUGAAGCAGAAAAACCUUUCGUUGAUUUCCUGUUCUUCCUCAUGUCGCUGCCGCUGGGAACCGUCAUAAAACUUGUGACCCAGAAAUGCAUGGUCGGUGCCCUCGGAAAUCUCUACGGCAGCAUCGCCGACCUGAGCGACACCUAUUUACAACCCGGCACCAAGAAAGACGCCUUCUUGAACCCAAAAGCGCCUAAUCUCUCGGUAGAAGUGCCGCUCCUCAUGCCGCCGCCUGCCGCCGCCGCAGCCCCGGCGGCAAAGAAGGUGUACUUUUGUAGUACGUGGCGUGCGCAACGGCUAUGGCUGCGGCCACACCCGGUCAUACUCCGAUGAUCCUAAAACUAUAUGUCCCGGCUGUAGAAAUUACAUGAACGUUGAGGCGACUAACAUUACUCCGGUCAUAGCGGCGGCGGCGGAUUCUUCCAGUAAGGGUGAGGGAGGUGGGUUUGUGAGGGGUGUGGCGACGUAUAUGGUGAUGGACGACCUCAAGGUGAUGCCGCAGUCAACCAUUUCUACCAUUACCAUCCUGAAUGAGUACAACAUUAAAAACUUUGAGGCUCUUGAGGUCAAGGUUGUUCAUCUGGAUGUCGGUGCGGUACGUCACUCUUUUGUGUUAGAGGGACUGAAGUUGUUGAAGGCCGCUUUACAAACUGAUUCUGUUCUCACAAAUGUCUUCCUUGAGAACUAGUUGAGGUCGCUAAUUGGAAAUUAUUUUUUGAGUUUAAAUUUUAACUUUAACCAAAUGUGUGCAUUUCCUAGCCAGUGUGUACGAUUUCUGGUGCUGCAAUUCACUCUAUUUUUGGGACAAUUAUUUGUGAUCUACUCAUCAUUUAAAUGUUCAGUUCUUAUUAAUUAAUACCAAG
Cuscuta europaea is the source of this 967-nucleotide messenger RNA. NCBI's taxonomy places the organism in Eukaryota, Viridiplantae, Streptophyta, Magnoliopsida, Solanales, Convolvulaceae. The record is from the annotation of a GenBank genome assembly.